UUAUAACGGUCACACUGGCUCCUUGCUGUUUUUAACUUUUUCUUUGUUUUUAUCGUGAAUUUUCAACUAAAUUAGAUAUUUUCCGAUUGCAGAAUAUAAACACAAUAACCAGAUAAGCAAGUGUUAAUUUUCCUGGUGUGUUUCCAGGCAAAUAAAAAAACGGUCAGAGCUAGAAGCGAUUAUCUAACGACAAAAUUGAAACGAAACGAGAAUUGAAGUGAAGUAAAGUAGGCGCAGAUAAUAAAAAUAACCAGCCAGGCAAGUUGGCUAACAAAUUAUCCGUUCCGUCCAGUUUAAAAUAGCGCAAAAUCGGCCCACACAGGAAUCGAAAGAGGACAUAUUUGGAGCAAAAAAAAAACAGCCCUUUCGAUCAACGGAUAUUGCCUUGUAGUAAAAAACAUCCCCUGCCACCCCCUGCAACACCCACGCAUCUCAAAAGCCCGAGAAGAACAAAAUAAAUUUACGACGCAAAAACCAAACAAUCGACACCCACGCACCAGCUGUUUUGUUAUCGAUCGGUGUUAUCGAUCUUCCGUAUGAGCAACAGAGGAGGAGAAGAAGAAGCAGCAGCAAGACUUGAGCCCCAAAAUACUUAAAAAGUUACAGGCACUUAAAGCCGUGGUCUAGGCGGGCCGAAAAAUGUCUGUGAGACUGCUGACCGUGCGACUGAUCAAACAUGGUCGCUACAUUUUGCGCAGCUAUUGUAAACGUGAUAUACACGCCAACAUUUUGGACCAAAAUCAAUUGAAGACAAGAAGCAAGCGAGGCUUUCCCCUACCCUCCACCGCCGCCCAUGUGCUGCGGACAACGCCCCAGCAGGCGGCCAAAUCGGUGGUCAAUGUAGUGCCCCGCACUUCCGCUCCCUCAACGGGAUCGCCACUAAAUGGAAGCAGCUCGUCCUCCAGUGGACUCUUCCGCGUUGGCCAACAUGCCCGCAAACUCUUCAUCGACAAUAUCCUCAGCCGGGUGACCACCACCUACUCGGAGGAUCUGCGCCAGCGAGCUACCCGCAAGCUCUUCUUUGGCGACUCGGCUCCCUUCUUCGCCUUAAUCGGUGUGAGCCUGGCCUCCGGUUCGGGUGUCCUCAGCAAGGAGGAUGAACUGGAGGGCGUGUGCUGGGAGAUUCGGGAGGCAGCUGGCCGGCUGCAGAGAGCCUGGAACCAGGAUGAGAUCUCCGAUACGCUGGACAGCAAGUUUAGUAUUGAUGACUUGGAAAUCGGUCCACCCAUUGCCAAAGGUUGUGCCGCUGUGGUCUAUGCAGCGGGCUUUAAGAAUGAUGGUGUUGCUGGUGCUACGGAGACACUGCCGACUGGUGCAGAACCGCCACCGGCAACGCCAGCCUUUGCUCCAAACAGCUGGAGUGCCCACGAGAUGAUGACGCCGCUGCAGAACAUGUCGCGCUUUGUCCACAACUUUGGCGGCUCUGUGGAUAAUAUCUUUCAGUACAGCCAGCCCUCAGCGGCCAGUGAUUUUGUGGGCGCCCAGGAGAGGGUACAGGAGCAGCAGCAGGAUCAGGAGCCCAGAAGCAGUGCCUUAAAUGUGAAUACCCUAGCGAAUUCAAAGAUUAACAGCUCGGUGGACAGCUAUCCGCUGGCACUCAAAAUGAUGUUUAACUACGACAUCCAGAGCAAUGCCCUGUCCAUCCUGCGUGCCAUGUACAAGGAGACAGUGCCAGCGCGUCAGCGGGGCAUGAACGAGGCCUCCGACGAAUGGGAACGUUUGCUGCAGAACCAAACGGUCCACCUGCCGCCGCAUCCCAACAUCGUUUGCAUGUUUGGUUUCUUUUGCGACGAGGUGCGCAACUUUCCCGAUGGCCAUUUACUGUAUCCCGUAGCCCAGCCGCAAAGGAUCAAUCCGCAGGGCUAUGGCCGUAACAUGUCGCUGUAUCUGCUGAUGAAACGCUAUGAUCACAGCCUGCGGGGAUUGCUGGAUAACCAGGAGCUGAGCACACGUACCCGCAUCCUGCUGCUGGCGCAAAUGCUCGAGGCUGUCAACCAUUUGAGCCGUCACGGAGUGGCCCAUCGUGAUCUCAAGUCAGACAAUGUGCUGAUUGAGCUGCAGGACGAUGCCUCGCCGGUACUGGUGCUCUCGGACUUUGGCUGCUGCCUGGCGGACAAGGUGCACGGUCUGCGACUGCCGUAUGUCUCCCACGAUGUGGACAAGGGCGGCAAUGCGGCGUUGAUGGCGCCGGAGAUCUUCAACACGAUGCCCGGGCCAUUCGCGGUGCUCAAUUACGGCAAAGCGGAUCUGUGGGCAUGCGGUGCGCUGGCCUACGAGAUCUUUGGCAGCCGGAAUCCAUUCUACUCGAGUAGCGGUGGGCUGGCACGCGAACGUGGAGAGCUGACGCUUUCGCUGAGGAACAGCGAUUACCGGCAGGAGCAGCUGCCCCCCAUGAGCGAUGCCUGCCCGCCGCUAUUGCAACAGCUGGUGUACAACAUCCUCAAUCCCAACCCGUCCAAGCGGGUCAGUCCGGAUAUUGCGGCGAAUGUGGUGCAGCUGUUCCUGUGGGCCCCGUCCAAUUGGCUUAAGGCGGGCGGCAUGCCCAACAGCUCCGAAAUCCUCCAGUGGCUGCUCUCGCUGACCACCAAGAUAAUGUGCGAGGGUCGCCCGCAAAUGGGUUCCGGAUUAAUGCCAGUGGCCUCCAACGGAAGACGCGCCUACGUGGAGUACCUGCUCAUCUGCAGCUUCCUGGCACGCGCCCGCCUGCGUCGCAUUCGCGGCGCCCUCAACUGGAUCCAGAAUGUGGUGGCGGCGUAGGGCCCCGGGAAAGCCUUCCUUGGAUCUCGGGAUCAAGACCCUUCUACUUGUUACUCUGCGAAAAUCAAAUGGAAAAGCGUGUGAUACCUAUAUUUUACAUAUGUAUUUAUAAAACAAAUCAAAAUUAACCGCA
Drosophila rhopaloa is the source of this 2890-nucleotide messenger RNA. It is a transcript of the gene Pink1, whose product is annotated as serine/threonine-protein kinase Pink1, mitochondrial. Gene Ontology annotation, biological process: protein phosphorylation; regulation of apoptotic process; autophagy of mitochondrion. Gene Ontology annotation, cellular component: mitochondrion. The coding region runs from base 640 to 2757 and encodes 705 amino acids. Gene Ontology annotation, molecular function: protein serine/threonine kinase activity; ATP binding. The transcript has 5 exons. NCBI's taxonomy places the organism in Eukaryota, Metazoa, Arthropoda, Insecta, Diptera, Drosophilidae. The record is from RefSeq and is a predicted model, not a curated record.